AUGUCGCGGCGGCCUCGGUGGUGGAUUGAGCGGGUCUGAGCGAGAUUUCCCAGAGGGCUUCUCGUACGCCUGUCUUCGGCGCUGUCAUGGCGGGCUUGCUGAAGAAGACUACUGGCCUUGUGGGGUUGGCGGUAUGUGAGAGUCCGCACGAGAGGCUAAGAAUAUUGUACACAAAAAUUCUUGAUGUUCUUGAGCAAAUCCCUAAAAAUGCAGCAUAUAGAAAGUACACAGAACAGAUUACAAAUGAGAGGCUGGAUAUGGUUAAAGCGGAACCAGAUGUUAAAAAAUUAGAAGACCAACUUCAGGGUGGCCAAAUAGAAGAGGUGAUUCUUCAGGCUGAAAAUGAACUAAGUCUGGCCAGAAAAAUGAUACAAUGGAAACCUUGGGAGCCGUUAGUGGAAGAGCCUCCUGCCAACCAGUGGAAAUGGCCAAUAUAAUCAUCAUCAAAUGACUUGUGUGCUGAAGGGAAACUGAUGUAAUUAAAUGUUCUGUUAUAUCAAAAAUAUGUCCAUAUUAUUGACAUCUAAUAAUCAAGAAAACUGAUGUAGAAUAUAUUUAGGAGACUUGUUAAAACUGAUGAUUAUGAUAAUAGGGACUUACGAAUUAGUUUUUGUUAAAGCAUUCAUUCAAAUUAUUUCAAAGAUUGAUAUUUUAUAAAAUAGAGGUUCUAUAAGGUUUGAAAAUUAAUUGGAAAAAUUUCUGUGUUUCAGUGCACAGGCCACAUAUUUGAUAGGUGAAAUAUUUUUAGUAGUAUUUCUGACACAUUUGAUUUUUUAUUUAUUCUGACAAAACCAGGAAGAAAUUUAUUAUUGCUUAAACAGAUGUGUAGGUCGCUGUUUGAAGUGAAGUAAGAGAAAAACCAUUAAAUUAUAAUUCAUUGUACAGUUGAGAAAAUUGAUUUUGUAUUUGAAAGAAAGAUUUCUUAUUUACAGUGGUAGUUGGGAAACUUAAAUUUUUGUCGCAUUUAAGGAAGUUAGCUUUCUGGCCCUUAGUCAAACUAUACCAGCAGAGAGAGUUUCUCUAAAAGAAGAGAUGAUAAGAGUUCCUAAAGUUUAUCCGGCAUGUGGAUAGGCUUUUAUUCAAAACAUCUUAGUUGUAUGGUUAUAACUUCCAGGUGGAGACACCAAGUAGUUUUUACUAAGUUUCCAAUGAGUGUAGCUGGGUAUCAAGAUAAAGCUGUUCGAGGAAAGAAACAAUUGACAAGUUUAAGGUUAAAAAUAAAAUUACUUUUCAGGUG
Messenger RNA from Phyllostomus hastatus (greater spear-nosed bat), 1237 nucleotides. RefSeq names its product NADH:ubiquinone oxidoreductase subunit A5 (gene NDUFA5). The coding region runs from base 87 to 437 and encodes 116 amino acids. NCBI's taxonomy places the organism in Eukaryota, Metazoa, Chordata, Mammalia, Chiroptera, Phyllostomidae. The transcript is spliced from 5 exons. The record is from RefSeq and is a predicted model, not a curated record. Gene Ontology annotation, biological process: respiratory electron transport chain.